UUCUAAGGAAGUCGGCGCCAUGUUCAGUGUCAACCAGUUAAAAUAGACCGACCCCCAAGUCAGACGCAAGUAACAAUCGGCAGGGACAGCGGAGAGAGCAGCAGGAACGACAACGACAACGACGACAGAGCGUCUGGGAGCGUGGUGGGCGAUCUGCACUUUGGCUACGUUACGCUCAGCAUUAGUAAGCUUUCGACAGUUGACAACGCGAGACGCUUAGAGCGCACGGUAGUUAAUAACCGACGGCAACGCGUCGCUGCUGUCGGCGCAGUCGGCGUAAACGCGAGAAAAAAUAAUAAAACGCAUCGAAACAAAAGAAGCAAAAAUGCAACGCACCAACAUCGAGUUAGAGCGUCAACGUCAUCUAGCCAAUUGGCUGGUGAAGAGCAGUCCGCACAUGGCAGCUGCUGCAGCAGCGGGCGCAGCGCCACCCACGGCAGGAGUUGGAACUGGAGCUGCAGUGGUGGGCGCAGCUGUAGUCGGAGGUGUGGCAGCUGCAGUGCAUGGCGCGCCCGGCAACAGCGCUGCUGCCGCUUGUAACGGUGCCCCACCUGGCGCACAUCACGGCCACAUGGCAGUAGCCACGGCUGCUGCCGCUGCCGCUGCUGCAGCUGAGGCGCGCAAACCGAAGCUGCGUCGCUUCAACUCCCACGAUACCAGCUCGAACAUGUUCUCCGUGGCGGACUUCGAGAAUGCGCGUCUGGCGCGACGCAACGAGAUUGAGCUGAAGCAGCGGCUGGCGCGACGGCAGCGCAACAGCGCCAACUGUAGCUACGGGCUGGCUGGCGGUUGCGCCAGCAGCAACGGCAACAACAACAACAAUAACACCAACAACGCUGGCUACUCGGGCAGCAAUAAUGCGAGCUACAGCGGCUUCUGCGGCGGCCUCAAUGGCAGCGGUGAUUACUCAACGGGCGACAGCAAGAACUCCAAGUGCAGCAGCAGCAGCGAGCAGGAACCACUGCCCGCUGAUGUUUUCCUCGAGCGGCAUUCGCUGCCGCGAGUUGUGCGCAUUUUGUACAGCAGCAAAAGCUCCAAUGAGACGCUGCAGUCGAGUUCAUCGCACGGCUCCUCCACGGCUGCCUCGAGCAGCUCCUCGACAGGCCCCAAGCAGCAGCAGCAGCUGGCAAAUGAGUCAGGCAAUGGCACGGGCACCGGCACGGGCACCAAUUCGUCCUCUAGCGCUGGCAGCGGCAACCACAACAGCAGCAGCUGCGUUCAGCCUGGCCAUGAUGAGCUCUUCCUGCUCUACAGGCUCGUUCGACAGCGUCACAUCUACCAUGGACACAAUGCUAAGUCGCAGGCAUCGCAGCGCAAAAAAACGGUGCUCAUACCCCAAGAGUUUCCAGGGUAUUUUUCGCUGCUGAACGAGAAGGGCUUGCCAACGGCCACACAGUAUGGAACGCUAAUGCAGCUGGUUCGCGAGCGUGUCUACAAGUUUGCCUCGGUGGAUAACAUGCCGGCGUUUACCGAAUCAUCGCCAAGUGGAGCCAACAAUAGUCCCAGCCACGAGGGCUGCCUGCCCAGCAGCAAACAGCGGCCGCAGUACAUAAAGACGACGGCACGCGGCGGCCAAGUGUUUCGCCUGCUGGCCGUCUUCGAGGAUGGCAAGCAGGAGCAUGGCCAGGCGAGUCACACGAACAGUGUGUGCAAGUCGCAUGUGGUGGCAAGUGGAGGCUACAUGGGGCGCGACAAGGAAAAGGGACGCUAUGCGCAGCUAUUGAACGAGCAGCGUCAGGUCAUGUAUGUGCCGCUGGCGACCAAAGGCAAAUUCUACGAGAUUGAGCCGGGUAUACCGCAGCUGCUGCAGAAACAGGGCGACAUGCAGCGCAAACUGAAUCCGGAGUGUGUGCAUCGAUUGGGCGCCUUGGUGGCAGCGGCCAAACAGCUACCGCUAAUGCUGCGCUACAUCUCAGGUCCCGCCGGUGCCGAAAUACCCGAGCAGCUGUGCAUCAGUCGGAUGAGCAAGGAGGAUGUCAUAAUUGGCUGUCCCAUUGAGGAGCUGGAUGGUAACGGGCCGCUGCCGCCGGUGCAACAGCAACAUCAGCCGCUACAGCUGCGUAAGCUUUAUAUCAGCCGCGAGAUGCAGCUGCUCAAGUGCUUGCUGGGCUUUGAUUCCGAACAGCGCAUGCUGGCCAAUGCCCAGGUGCAGACCAUGCUUAAGUUUUGUCAAUUCAAUUGCGAUCAGUUUCUUAAACUUGUGGAGAUUGAGCUCUUGCAGCGCAGCGAACGAUCAGGCAGCAAAACGCGCGAGGGACUCAAAAUUCUGAAGCCGUUGCAUCUGCCCAAGCUGCUGCGGCGCGAGAAGAGCAGCAUGACGGCAACGUCAACGGCGGCGCAUGAGAAGGAGGACUCGAUCAUAUUUCUAAGUAAGACCGAUUUGGAGCAGCUUGAGGCUAAAGAGGCGGCAGCAGCGGCAGCGGCGUCAUUAGCAACAGGCGAAGCCUCGAACCAGGUCGCACCCAAUCGCAUCACGGAGCGCAUGAAGGUCUUUCAGUCCACCAAAAAGAAAUGGUUUCGCAAGCAGCAGCAACAACAGGAGCAGCAGCUGGAUAAAUCCCAAACAGAACUGCAGCUGGAUGUGCAGGCGAAGCGCAUGAGCAUGGAACGCUACACGGACAUGUCCAAGCUGCUGCAGGAGCGCUUUGGCAAUGACAACAAUGAGCCCGCGGCGGCUACCACGGAUACCCAAUCGCUGCACAGCGAAACGGAGACGACCACGCUGAGUCACAGCAUGGAGCGCAGUUCCAUGCCCAAAUCGCUGGACACAUUGCUGCAAAAGUCCAUGUCCCUGCAGGACAUUGAGCUUCUGAAUGGACAGCGACCACAGCAGCGACCAGAUUUGCUUACUGCGCAUACGGAUGCCAUCAGCGAAGCCGGCACCGAGCUGGAGGAUGUUGAGAACCAAACGCCGCCGCCGCAAUCCUUCAUCACCGAGAAGCUCUACAAUGAGUUCCAUGUGAAAACGCGCCAGUAUAGCAAAUCCUCGAGUAGUUUGCAUCAGUUGCGUCACUUUUCGCUGCCGCAGAAGCUGCAGCUCCACGAAACGGAGCCCGAGAAGCGCAUUCAGACGCAGUUCAGAGCGCAACAGCAGCUCCAGCUAGGCAAGGAGUUUGGUGAGCCCAUCACAGGACGACGCGCUGCUGGCGGCGUCUCUUUGCUGGGCGGCCUGGUCGCACUGUCUCCGGCAGCGCUUCUCUCACCCACAUCGCUGGUGGAGGAUGAUUUGCCGUACUCCAGCGUGCGUGACUCCCUAGUCAUGGCUAGUUUGGACAGCGGCGAGCACAGGGAACCGGCACCAAUUACGCCUGCCGCCUUGGACUACGCCAAGGAGAAUAUCUAUGCGGAAAUUUGCGCCUCGCACACCUGUGACAGCUUCUCGGGCGCCACGCAGCUCACCCAGCUGCCUCCACACGACAAUGGGGAUGUCCUUGUAGAUGAUGAGGACGAAGAUGAUGGUGACUACGCCUCGCUCAAAUAUCAACCGAACGGACCGCAGUCUGUGAGCCGUGUCGAGAUUAAUUGCACCCCGGCCACCAGUGCCAUCAGCUAUCAUACGGUCUACCUCGGCGAGGAGCCGCUAGGGGAGCGGCAUGCGGCGGCUGCUCAGCAUAUAACCACCGUAGAGCUGGCCGGCGAGAAUAACAUAUACAAUACGCUCAAAUGAUGAUUCUUGUGAUUUCGGCGACGACGCUUAGCCGGCGCCCAGGGGCUAUUCUGAAUGUGAAAGGACAAUGCGAAUUCUAGAAUAUAUUAAAACACAUAUAUAUUUUAUUUAAAAAAUAUCUCGUAAAGCGAACAAAACUGUUGAAACAGAUGAGAAACAAUAUUUAUAUGUAUAGAAAAAUCUCCGUAGAGCAGGCAACAUGAAAAAGACCCAUAGAAAAUAGAUGUAACAAUACGUGAAAUAAGUAACCAAAGCUAAAGAAAAUUAUUUAUAGAAAACAAACUUAAGCACCAUUUGGUAUUCCCUUAAAAAAUACCAAAAACAAAUAUUCAAAAAGUGUGUAUAACAGAAACUUAAAAC
Molecule: messenger RNA, 4027 nt
Organism: Drosophila novamexicana
Lineage: Eukaryota; Metazoa; Arthropoda; Insecta; Diptera; Drosophilidae
Gene: B4
Exons: 5
Coding region: 326-3667 (1113 amino acids)
Source: RefSeq, a predicted model, not a curated record